UGAGUGUGAGCAUGAUUUGGACUGUAUUUAUAUCUUAGCCCUGCAAUAGACUGGCAACCUAUCUAAAAUGUACUGUAUGUAAUUUGUUUCUUAUCCUAUGGAAUGGGUUUUCAAAUUUGACAACUUUACUACAAUCAAGCUCAUGAACUUUGCACUAUUUGUCAGUAAUGUUUGUGUGUGUGCACACAUUUAUAUAUUUGAGUGUCUCCUCGUUCAACCCCUUCAGUCUAACUUUACUAUACUAGCAUUUUAAAAACAGGUAUGGAAAAAACUCAAACUCAUUGUGAAAUUGUAUUAUUACACACAAAUAACUGACUUGCACUUGCACUAUUUCAUUCACAUUUGUUCUUAUUCACUUUGAAAUAAAAAAAACAACAACAUCUUUUCAGUGUGAAACUCUUUAGUGUGAACUUCGUAAACACUAACUGUCCUCUUCCAUAACCCCUUACCACAGAACCAUGAAACUAACUUAAGCUAAAAUUUUAAGAUGAGUUUGAAAGGUAAUAAUGAAUCCAAGGCAAUUAUCAGCAGAAGCUCUGUUUCACAAUUACUGUAUCUCUUUUAAUCUGUACGUGGGCAAAAUGUUCUCAACAAUAUCUCUAUAAAAUUCAGACAGUGAAAGUGCAACAAAGUGCUGUAGGAGGGUCGGGUGAAGCAGGAAGUUUUUCAACUAGGGGUCUGCAGUUUACAUCUGGCACUUUUUUAUUCUUUGUUUCCACUCACUGAUUUGUUUUUUUUCCCCUCAGUUUUCUUGUUAGGAUUCAUUACCCACCAAAAAUACUUGGUUAGGGUUAGGAGGUGGUUUGAGUUAAUAUAUGACUAUGAAAAUGGAUAUAAAUGGAAAUGAGAAAGAGAAAAGUCUUGCCCAGCUCACAGUCCCAAUAGCAACUGAUGCACUACAGCACUUUUUAUGUAGAUGUCCUAAGUGUGAAACUAAUAAAUAAUAAUAAAAUGAGGUAACACUGAAUCUGGAACAAUAACUAAGAUCACACAAAGUCUUCACAUUUUCCUCUUCUGAUUUCCAUAUGAGGAAACUGUUGUAAACAAAGUAUGUGUUGUACUACUGUAAACAGCCCACUAUAAGAAAACCAAUAAGAGAGUCACACAUAAAUUAAGAUAAGUGUGUUGCUGUUGGUGUUUUAUGUAUUGAGGCUUUUGGCAUGGCAUAUUUCCAUUGUGGUAGUGCAGUGAGAAGCCAAUAAGACUCCUCUAAAAAUUGUUCCCUCCCAUUUGAUACGGUUAAAUGUAGACAAAUCCUUUCAUAAUGCAGCUUCAAACGCCUGCUGUCUCAAGAGGAAAAAAAAUAACAUGCUGAUAAUUUUUUAUAUACUGCUCCUGAUCAAUACUGGGCGAUGCUCAGAUCAUCAGAUCUUUGACACCAAAAAUGUUGAUGUUGGGCAAAAUGUGACUCUAAUUUGUUCCCGGGAUCAUCGUUGGCAUUUUACAAACUUAUUUUGGAUCAGACUUGCUGCUCAGAAAUUUCCUGAAAUUUUAGGGUCAACAAUAUCUCAUAAUUCUCCGACAAUUGAAAAGACUCAUCAUAUUACUACAAAACAAGAGCCUGGAACUUUUGUUCUACAUAUCAACAGAGCACAGUUAACCGAUACAGCUGUUUAUUACUGCAUCAAAGAAAGGCAGCGCAAGAUGACAUUUCUGAAAGGAACUUUUCUAAGAAUCAAAGGACCUGACCCAGGCAUCACUGGUGUUACUCAAGACUCUUUGUCUAAUCCAGUCCAUCCAGGAGACCCAGUAACUCUGCAGUGUUCAGUCCUCUCUAAUUCUGAGAACAGAACAUGUACAGAAGAUCACAGUGUGUACUGGUACAGAGCCAAACCAGAUGAAUCUCAUCCUAGUUUAAUUUAUAGUCAAGGAAACAAUGGUUAUUACUGUGAGCGGAGUCCUGAGGCUCCCUCCCAACAGAAAUGUGUCUACAGCUUCUCCAGGAACGUCAGCUCGUCUGAUACGGGAACUUAUUACUGUGCUGUGGCCACAUGUGGAGAGAUACUUUUUGGAAAUGGAACAAAACUUGAUAUCGAAGUUCCAGUUGUCCAUCAUUGGAAUCUGCAGAAGGCCAACACAGUUCUCUUUCUGCUAUGUGUUGCUCUCAGCAUAAGCCUGAUUGUUAUAGCCUUCCUCAUUUACACUAUGAAAGAAAAACACAAAACCUCUGCUGCUGCUUCUCUACAAACAAAUACAGAAACAACUAGGGAAGAACAACAAAUUCAGCAAAGAGAUGAGGACUCACUGGCUUAUGCUGCACCAACAUUUACCAAGAGAAACACUCGCAAAGCAGAGAGAAGGAAUGCAAGAGCAACAGAGAAGAUUUGUAUUUACUCUGAUGUCAGAGCUUUUGAGUGUGGAAAAACUGAUGCUUAAGCAAAGCCUGUCUCCCUGAGACAAAUUGCCAGCUGUGGCAACUAUUAUAUGUAUUAUGUUUGUAUUUGUGACGACUGUACAUAAAAUAUGAAUAAUGAGCUGACUUACCUUCAAUAACUGAAGAGAAUUCAAUUAGAAAAAUAAAAUCCAUCUUCACUUUGGACUGAUAUUUAUAUUUCAUGCUCAGACUCCGCAUCUGUCUGGAUAUUAAAAGUGGAAAAGAAAAACACUGAAAUGAUGAAUAAGUGAAAGUAAGUCUAGUAUGUCUUCAUACAUGAAGUUUGGUUUGGAACAACUACAAGACAACACAUCUUCGUAUUUAGUAUUUUUUAAAAUCAUGUCCCAUUUUUUCACUCUUUCUUGUUUUGCUUUGUGGCCGCUGUAAAAGAAAUAAAGAAAUCUGCACAGAAAAUUCUAAAACGCUAUUUUGUUGUGUGAGCUCUUUGUAUCUUUAACUGUUUAUGUCAGGUGUUCAGAAAAUAACUAUGUGGCACCUGUUUGAACCUCUUUGCUUUGUGAUUACAGGUUUUUUCUAUCAGCCUGCAUUACAUAUAUUUUACAUCUGUUCAGGAGGAUUAUGCAGAAGUUUUAAUAAAACAUUCAAAUGAUAACUGAAGCAUGCUUGGUUUCUCAGGUUUCCACCACAGACUGUAAAUAAUUUGU
This is a messenger RNA of Oreochromis niloticus (Nile tilapia), 3039 nucleotides long. RefSeq lists its product as uncharacterized. NCBI's taxonomy places the organism in Eukaryota, Metazoa, Chordata, Actinopteri, Cichliformes, Cichlidae. Gene Ontology annotation, biological process: response to bacterium. The coding region runs from base 1309 to 2376 and encodes 355 amino acids. The record is from RefSeq and is a predicted model, not a curated record. The transcript has 6 exons.